AAGACUGGUUAGAUAAUAUAUCUAAUUUAAUCUCAGUCGUCCUAAAAUGAUCCAAGUCAAGCUUUUUUCUCUCUUAUUAUAAUCAAUGUCACAUAGGUUCCAUCUUGAUCGCCAAGGUUCGCAGUAAGAACCAGACGAGGUCGUUUGACAUCACGGUGUUUUUUUAUAAGAAUAUGAAAAUCUUUUAUGCAGAUUUAAGGUGGAAAUCCUACUAGUCUGCUGCAAAGGGCUGAAAAAAAAACUGUGAGCAUUAUCAUAAGUAUAUACCGAUUACAAUAGUGUAGAUAUCAAGUUCAACGCCAAGACCAUUUUUGUACUCUUGUUUUCCUUGACGUUAUUUUUGUAAAUUUAGCUCUUGUACUACCAAACCCAGAGGUCGGCAAUUAUGGGUGAAUUACCACUGAUAAGUUAAUUAUUAGAUUGCUGAGGUUAGUGAAAACUACACGGAUUUCAAUACGAAGUGAAGCUUAUUUAUUUUAAUAAUGGUAAUCAUUAUUACAUUUGUCGAUACGGUAAUAUUAUUUGGUUUCAGAGACGAAUUUCUCCUUUCAUAUUUCAUCUGUUACCUUUAAUCAUUAUACCACUUUGCCAUCUAACUUUACCUUAACUAUUUCUUCAAGUAAUUCGAUUCUGGAGGCAGAUUAUGUUUUGGACAAUAUCUGUAGUACAACGUAUUCUCCGUAAGCUUAACAAUUCCUCUGUUUAAAUGGGAAGAGAAUCUUUAUGGAUGGGUAAACUUGAUUUCACAAAAACUAAAAGCCUCCAUCAAGACCAGGUCAAUAGGGAGUAUGAGAUCUAGAUGAAUAUCUAUUCAUUUUUUUUUAUAAGGAAAUAAUCAUUCGUGCAAAAUGUCUUGCGCUGUCCGCAUCUGUAGAGCUGCUGGCCACAGCUCCAUGAAGUAAUGACUAGUAUACGUGAAAUUUCAUUCUGUGGCUAAGAAUCGGCGCUGGCUCAAAAUCACAAAUAUUCCCUGAAGAAGCUACCAGUGUUGGCAGAGCAGUUGGUUAAAUCAGAAACGUAUAUAUAUGUAGAGCUGCUUGAACUGAAUGUGAAUUCAGCUUCGGAACUUGAGUCUGUUUUUGACGAGUCAACGAAGGUUUUCAUUUACACAGAAUCCAAAGGAUCCAAGUCUGAACUCUCGCAACCAUGACAUGAAAAGCUGACGAAUUUACGUCAGUUCAGUUAUUAAGAUACAAAUCUGCCGAGUGAGCAGUCUACCAGGUCUACGAAAAUUUCUUUAAUAACUCGGACAAAAAAUGAUAAAGUUGCCACAGGAUGUGUCCAGACCUCCAAGAAGUCAGCCAUGAGAAGAAGAUGCCGAUGAUUGUGUGGUCGGACAGUCAAAAAUAGUCGCCGUUAAUUUUGAAUCUGCGCGGAGGAUAUCAAUAAAAGAAACUUUAAUUAGAUGAAAAGAUACUUUUGAAUCUAUAUUCGGAAUGUGGAGGUAAGAAUGGUCGAAUAGCAGCUCUGGUGGUUUUAAGGGAAAUCUGCUGAAUAUCUGUUCAAGCAUUCCUUGACGCUAAGUUUUACUAGAUAUAAACUUUCUGUACAGUUUAACAUGAGUUUUUACAUUUUCAUUCUAAUAAAUCAUAAAUAUCCUAUCCUAAAAUUCCUGUAUCUUUAACUCAACGCGAAAAACAACCUUUUCAGCCCUUUUUAGGCUCUUCCAUAGGGCUUCCCUAUUCCCCCAACAAGAACAAUAACAAAUAGUUUUUAGGCUUACUCCCCGAGUAAGCGAAAACCAGGGUAAUUAAAGUUUUGAUCCUUUCAGCAGUAACGAAGGCAAAAACUCAUGAUAACUGAGAUACAUUUUAUGUCUUAAGUAAUUUUCCGUGUAUAUCAUUUCUCUUUUUCCCUCCUUCCAGGUUCGUUCUUUCAAUUUUGGAAGGGAUGUUUCCAGUAAUGAGGAAUAAUUUUUCUACGAUUCUGGCUUUCAUGGUGCUGGGGUCGGGAUCUUGGCCCCGUGACGUCACUAGGUCUCAGGACUUCCUGAGGACGAAUCCCAAUGCCACAGAAAGCAUCAUGCUUCCCGGUCCUCGUUACAGCAAUAUUUCUGUAGACGACGUCUUCAAAUUGGUCAGGGUUUUCCCGAGGAACGAUAACAGAGGUCUGAUUGUUUUAUAUGGCCAGGAAUACGAAGAGGUAAUGAAGGAAUUACCCCAACUUUUAGCUGCCGAGUUUGUCGUACUGAUGAAAAUGGAGAAUGACGGAAAGACCGAGACCCUGCGUCGAAUAUUUGCGUUGUCCUCGGGCAAGAACUUCCUUCUGCUUCUGGAUACGCCUGCCAAUAUAAUCAGCACUUUCAAGAUGAUGAGGAAGAAAAUGCUCAGGACUUAUAUGGUCAAGUGGGUAUUGUUAAUGGAAGGAAGCGACGCCAACAGUGGAAUAAAGGCGCUGGAGGAGUUUGUCAACGAAGGCGCUCAAGUGACCAUCAUCGUCAAGACUGCUGAUGGACUUUUGAACUACCAUCUUCCUUCUAUCGAUACGUACGGAGUUACUCGAUUUAAGAACAACGGCCAGUGGGAAAACACAAAGGACUUGAAGGAGAUACUCUCCAAAGAACCGCAGAAGCCCUACAGCCUGAGUGGGCGCCAUUUUAAGGUGGCUGUUAAGGACCUCAUGAUGAUGAUCACAGUGGGCCGGGUGUAUCCAGACGGGAGCGUUGAACUUGUGGCAGGUGCUGAAACUAAAGUGUUGGCCAUCCUAAGUUCUGUUCUAAAUUUUACAUACAAAGCAUACCUUUCACCAGACAAUGGAUGGGGAAGUCUUUUGCCGGAUGGGAACGUAACAGGAGUCGUUGGAAUGGUAGCUAGGCGGGAAGUUGCUAUAGGAUUUGCAGGAUUGUCCUACGCUGAUAACAGAAUGAGUGUCGUGGACGUCACUGCUGCCUACCACACUGGACGAUACUUGGUGAUGUCAAGAUCUCCCAAGCAAAAGAAUAAGGCUCUUUCAAUUCUCAGUCCCUUCGGGUUCGAGAUCUGGGUCUGUAUUAUACUGUCCGUUGCGCUCAUGGGACCCGUCGUGUACAUCAUGUCUCAUCUCCUCAAUAAGUUUGUGGGGGCUGACGUAAAGAUGGACUUCCAGUGGUUUCAGUUCAACACUUUUCGAAACAUUGUCAAUCAGGGCAACUUGAUGACUGAGGACGCGCUGCAAAUCAGAGUUGUUCUCUUGUUCUGGUUUUUCUUCUGCGCAGUAAAUGCAGCAUUAUACUCAGGAAUGUUAACAGCCGCCUUGGCCAUCCCAGCUUACGAGACUCCCAUAGACUCACUGCAAGACCUUCCUCGGGCUGUCAAAGAAGGUUUUACUGUCGGGACCUUAGGUGCCAGUAACUAUGAAGAUCUUUUUAAGUCCGCUACUGAAGGGGUUCUGAAGCAGACCUGGGAUCUUUUUAAUCAUGAAGACAGGUCGAAAAGUUUCGUUGCCAACAUGUAUGCUGGAGCCAAACGGGCCCUAGAGGAGAAGUUCGCUUUCAUCACCAGUGACAGCUUUGCUCGUGUGUUCUCGAUGAUGUUUGGAGAGGACAAAUUCCACCUCAGCAAGCAAAAGAUUUUUCCAUCGAAUUUAGGGGGAGUUUGUCAGAAAGGUUCUCCCGUCGCAGACCGGCUCUCUUCCAUGGUGCUGAGAAUGAUAGAUAGCGGUCUGAUAGACAAAAUGGCGGAAGACGCUUACAGAGCGAUAAAAACAGUUCGGACAGUUGAAGAGACAGAGAACAUAAGUUUCGCCAUUACCUUAAAUCACCUGCAGGCUGCUUUUUAUUUCUAUUUCCUGGGAUUAAUAGCAUCCACCUUGGCCCUGUUGAUGGAGAGAAUCAAGUUUCAUGCUGAAGGAAAGACGUCCUCGCUGUAGCCGGAGGAAUACUGAAUGAAACUGAAGUCAUUUUCUCCUAUAUCGUUCAAAUAUCAGUGGCCCCAUGGUGACCUGUUGGGUGAAAAGGGUAUGGCUGAGUGAUUGAAUCCUUGAACAGCUGUUGGAGAAAGGCAACAAUCAGACAACACAUCAGAACCUCCUAGUUCUGACAUCAAUCAACAUGCAAGAAAUCACGAAGUUCUAGUGUCAAGCUUUAUAACUAGUAAGUUACAUAUUUUUGAAGGUUUGUUGAAAUGUUGAAGAUUGUUUUAUUGUUAUGAUAAUAAGAAGCGAAAUUUAUGGAUUAGGUUAUCGCGACAAAUGUAGCCCAAGAAUAACACAUGUAUUAGAA
Molecule: messenger RNA, 4198 nt
Organism: Macrobrachium nipponense
Lineage: Eukaryota; Metazoa; Arthropoda; Malacostraca; Decapoda; Palaemonidae
Product: glutamate receptor ionotropic, delta-2-like
Exons: 15
Coding region: 1891-3846 (651 amino acids)
Cellular component (GO): membrane
Molecular function (GO): ligand-gated monoatomic ion channel activity
Source: RefSeq, a predicted model, not a curated record